This is a messenger RNA of Daldinia loculata, 2132 nucleotides long. RefSeq lists its product as uncharacterized. Bases 127 to 1653 code for a protein of 508 amino acids. The record is from RefSeq and is a predicted model, not a curated record. NCBI's taxonomy places the organism in Eukaryota, Fungi, Ascomycota, Sordariomycetes, Xylariales, Hypoxylaceae. The transcript has a single exon.
GGUAUAUAUUUCUUCAACCUCAAAUUACCUCCUCAACCAUCUGUUUCUCUAAAUUAAACACUUCACCAACGCUCAUUUCCUUCAUCUGUGUAAACUGUACCUAGUUGAUAAUAUAUCUCCGUCAACAUGGAUAAAUGGCCUCAAGAGCUCUAUGACCACGUCAUUUCCUUCUAUUACAAAGGUAUAUUUAUUUCUCAUCCAGCUUUACUGGCACUCGCAACUGUGUCCCGCAAGUUUCAAAACUCCGUCGAACGCUAUACCUUCCGAAGUAUACUGUUCACUGCUACCGAUUCAAAGCUGGACGAGUUGACCCGUAUUUUAACCCCGCGGCGCCGCAGCUUUCUACGGAAUCUUGCUAUUAAGAUGGUCUUACCACCAUACCCUUCUGAAUGUUUUACCGAGUUCGAAACGGAGCAGGAUCGCAGAGCCAAUAAUGAGGCUAUGACCGCAGCAUUAAAGCGAGUCUUCUGUCUAAUUUCAACCCCUUUCGACCAUGAUGACAGUAUAACACCAAUGCUCAAUUUAAAUAUAUUUGGGCCACAUUCACCUUCGGACAAAGGAACAAGACCGCUUCUACCAAGGCUCCCCCCUAAUCAUCAAUAUCCUAUUAGAUUAGAUCUUAACGCUGCGCGUUAUAAAUUCUCGCUGCUUGAUCUCACAUCUGAUGUGUCCGACUUCCCACCCCUACUUUGUGUUCGACAGUUCACCAUCUCUGACGGGCGUCGCAAUUGGAGCCCUCGUGUUGCAAUGCUUCUCUCUACCAAGAUGGUAAAAGCUAAGAGUAUCAAUUGGUGCCUGGAUCGUCGCGAAGAUAGUUGGGGUCGGUACUACAGCCUAGAUCGAAGACUCCGAAACGAUCUUGUUCAGAGUAUCAUGUCAGCAGAUCUUCCAGCAUCUACCACAAAGUUUUCUUGCCAUAUACCUGGACCGUGGGCUGAUAAUCGACAAAUGCUCCUCCCUGAAUUCAUCGCUCCAGGUGAUUAUGACCCAGUCAGCUGCGCCUUUCGACACCUUACAAGACACUGUACCUAUGUCCAUAUCAUAGGUCCCAUACAUUCCACAUUUUUUGAUCCUCCAACAGGUGUGCCGAAUGGGGUUAAGCAGUGUUGGAACAAUGUAGAGACUUUAAAAGCCACAGUCUCCAUGCGUAACCCAGAAGGAAAGUGGUUAUUCGAACUUGAAAACGGUGUUGAUGAGGACCAGGACUCCUUAAUUACACUUGAUCAACUUCCACCGGGCUAUGGAGAUACGAAGGAGGAGUUGGACGAACGCGAGAAAUAUUAUUACCGACACAUGGUCGAACCAAAUCUACAUGACGAGCCUGAGAGGGUUAUACCAAAUGACAUCGAGCUGAACGCUUUUUUCACAGCUUUCGCACGAGCGUGCUGCCGCUUACCGAAGCUAAAAGAGGCUUCUGUAGAAAUAGUAUGUAUGGGUACGGAUAUUUGGCAAUAUGAGGUGGGGUGUCUGGCACCGGGUACGCCGUUCCCAAGGGGCAAACCAAUGCCCGCGCAUGAUAUGAGCUCAUGGAGAGUCUAUUUCUAUCUAAACCAGUGGCAACCCUCUGAAAGUACGGUUGAGGAACUUAAGAUGAUCGGAAGGACACGAAAUGGAUGGGAUCCCGUAUUCUUGUGGGGAGAAUCGAUGUACUAAUAACUAGUAUUGUCUGUCUUUUUGCGCUGGAUUUAUUUCUCAUUAGGUUAGGUGCCUAAUUUGGUAGUACGUCGGAUCAUCACCAAGUCACAUAUUUAUAAAUGAUCUUGAUGCUACUGCUAAGCUAUGCAAGCAACUGUCAAGAUCUCUUGGACACGUACUACAUCUACAGUAGGUAGCCACUCGCAGCUUUGCUGCAUGGACCCGUACGUUGGCUUACAUGAGAAUGUGAGGAGAUCGUCAGGGUGAAUUCCAGUGAGGUCAUCCUUUAAUAUGCCCUUAAGAAAGCUGAGUAGCAUUUUAACUUUCUGUGACUCCGGCAAUUCGCCCAUUCUGUUUUGAACUUGCUCGAAUUAGAGCACGCCAUGCUUAACUUACCAUUACUCCCCUGAAUGAGUGAUGAUCAGAGUUCAUCUGUAACCCCGCCGUGUCUUGGCUCGCCUACGAAAGUCGGACAUCCGGAAUAGGAAGACGAAAGC